CCGGACGCGUCCUGAAGCGGCGUGCCCGGAGCGGAUGUGACGUCGGAGCGAGAAGCGGAAACUCUCUUUUCCUGCGUGACCGCGGAAAAAAUGGCGAACCUCGUAGAAGCAACUUCCCAGCAGCAGUUUGAAGACUUUUUAGCCAAAGCUGGAAAAUGCCUGACCGUGGUUCACUUCCAGGCGGCGUGGGCUCCCCAGUGCGGCCAGAUGAACGAGGUGAUGGCGGAGCUGGCCAAGGAACACACGCACACCACCUUCGUGAAGCUGGAGGCGGAGGCAGUGCCGGAGGUGUCGGAGAAGUAUGAGAUCGCCUCGGUUCCCACUUUCCUUUUCUUCAAAGGAGGGCAGAAGGUGGACCGGCUCGACGGGGCCCACGCUCCGGAUCUCACCGGCAAGGUGCAGCGCCUGGCGGUGGCGGGGGGCUCGGGCGGCGGGGAGGGCAGCCCCACGCUGGAUCUGAACCAGCGGCUGAAGAAGCUGAUUAACGCGGCGCCCUGCAUGCUCUUCAUGAAGGGCUCAUCUCAGGAGCCCCGCUGCGGCUUCAGCAGGCAGAUCGUGGCGCUGCUGAAGGAUCGCAGCAUCCAGUUCAGCAGCUUCGACAUCCUGUCCGACGAGGAGGUCCGGCAGGGGCUGAAGACCUACUCCAACUGGCCCACAUACCCUCAGCUGUAUGUGAACGGGGAGCUGAUAGGCGGGCUGGACAUCGUCAAAGAGCUGGCCGAGUCCGGGGAGCUGGAGAACACCUGUCCCAAGACCGUCACCCUGGAGCACCGCCUGAAGAGCAUCAUCAACCGCAGCCCGGUCAUGCUCUUCAUGAAGGGCAACAAGGAGGCUGCAAAGUGCGGCUUCAGCAGGCAGAUCCUAGAGAUUAUGAACGGCACCGGGGUGGAUUAUGACACUUUUGAUAUUCUGCAGGACGAAGAGGUGCGUCAGGGUCUGAAGACUUAUUCAAACUGGCCGACCUACCCUCAGCUGUACGUGAAAGGAGACCUGAUCGGAGGUUUGGACAUAGUCAAGGAGCUGAAAGAGAGCGGAGACCUGGCGUCGGUGCUGAAGGGGGAGCAGUAGAUAUUAUUGUUUUGCCAUUACCAAGAAAACAGGGAACAGGAGCUACUGCACAUGCCCAGAUCAGCUUUCCAUCACUGUGCUGCUGUAACAUUGCGUAAGGACCCGGAGGUGAAAACAGUCAGCCAUGAAGACAAACAACAUGCAAUGAGAAAACUACUCACUCUAGCCACUGGAUACAUUCACUUUCAGUUUGCACUCAAGUUAAAUGAAAUGGCAAUAGAACAACAGGAAUGGACAUUUAUUUUUAUGUAAUGAGUAUAUUGAUUAGCACAGGUAUGUUGGCAAGCUUUUAUUAUAUUUUAUUUUACAUAUUGAGCAUAUAUAUCCAGAAAUGUUUAAACUGAAAGUCAAGCAAUCCCAGAUUUCGUCCAAGAUGGCAAAGCCUCACUCACUCAUACACUCUUUACUUUGGUGAAAGCACUUCCCUCGUCGGUGUCUGUCUCUGGGAAUUCAUUCAGUUAUAGCUGGCUUUGGCUGGUGCCGUCUGUUGUCUGCAGCCAUGGAUCACAUCCUCCCCUCCACAUUAUCAGAGCUGCCGGCUGACCCACGUGCUCGGUUCACCAUCUUGUGCUGACUCGUCUCGUCCCAACCCGUCCAGCGCCUGCCAACUCUUUCCUCCUUUAGACUGCUGUCUCUCUCUACCUUGAAAGACUGAUCUGGGUUAAGUCCUUAGAACUAAAAUGGUGGCACUUAUUAAUACCUUACUCAAAUACAAGAUCAACAAUAAAAGAUUAUCUUCA
This is a messenger RNA of Myripristis murdjan (pinecone soldierfish), 1808 nucleotides long. RefSeq names its product glutaredoxin 3 (gene glrx3). NCBI's taxonomy places the organism in Eukaryota, Metazoa, Chordata, Actinopteri, Holocentriformes, Holocentridae. The transcript has a single exon. The coding region runs from base 91 to 1068 and encodes 325 amino acids. The record is from RefSeq and is a predicted model, not a curated record. Gene Ontology annotation, cellular component: cytosol; nucleus. Gene Ontology annotation, biological process: intracellular iron ion homeostasis.